This is a messenger RNA of Pocillopora verrucosa, 5989 nucleotides long. RefSeq lists its product as uncharacterized. Lineage: Eukaryota; Metazoa; Cnidaria; Anthozoa; Scleractinia; Pocilloporidae. The record is from RefSeq and is a predicted model, not a curated record. Gene Ontology annotation, molecular function: protein binding.
UUUGUCACCGCGUCGCAAUAUAGUGUGAAGGACAUGAAAUCUUUUUGAGUUUGUGAGCAGUUUCACCUCUACUUUUUUGUUUCUGUUUGAGAAGUUGUCAAACCGAAAGAAGUAUCUUCAAAUCGUAAAAUUCGCUUUGUCCAUUUGUCUAACCCGGUCGAAGUGAACUUGCAGUUUGUGAUCAUGUCGAUUAGAGGACGCGAAUACAACGAUGAUUCUGCUGCGAAACUUCUUCGUUCCGUCCGACAGCAGGAAGCUCACUUUGAAAUGCUUUCUCGAGAAUUGGAACAAGAGCGCAGAAACGUGGCUCAUCAAUUGGAAAAGUGUAAAUAUGGCUCCGAAACAGCAAGUGUGAGCUCGAUGGGGAGUUCCACCGAUGAUUCCUUUGUUUGGCGUGGAAAUCAGGGGCCAGGAAGUAUUGGUGAUGAACAGGAUCUGUCAGAUAAUGAGAGUCAGCUAAGUGGAUCAGCUCUUGUUGAUUCAUGCUUGAAAGUUCUCCAGGAAAGAGGUCUUUCUGACUCAAGGGAUGACCAAAACCCUCUCUAUGACAAAAGCAUGGAUCAUGGAAACUCUGCCACAGUAUCAGGACCACAUUCUAAUGCUCUCAUGAACAAGGACUGGGAAAAAGAUCUCAUGGAGGCUGACCUUACCCCAGGACAAACAGUGAAAAAGGUUGUCACUAGGACAGAAAUGCGGACAGUACGAACACUGGAUGGAAAAGUAGUUGAAGAUACAUAUGAUCCAGGCAGCACACAAACCACUGUAGAGCGAUACACAUUUGACAACAGAGCUGUCAAUGGAAGCGCGCCUAGAACAAUAACAAAACAGUAUGUGCCUGGAGAUGAGUACCGAUCAGGCAGGCGGGGCCCUGGAUCUCACUCUUCUGUGGAGGACUAUCGGACACCCUAUAGUCCAGGAAGCCAGAGUGGCUAUGCUUCAGGGGAGGGAAGACGGACGCCUACGCCUAGUAACCCAGGAAGUGUGUCGGAUGGUUACCAGACACCAACAGGUUCACGAAAUUCAUCUCAGUCCAGUUCAGUGGGAACUAAAGCUUAUGGAAUGACAAGUCAAUCAUUACCUCGCAGCACGUCUUCAACCCCCCGAGGGACUCCAUCCUCAUCAACAACCAUGCCGCGGUCAUCAAGUACCUCAGGAAGACAAAGCACCACUUAUAACCUUAGUAUCAAAGUGGGUGAUGUCAAGGGAUCAGGGACAGAUGGCAAUGUUUACAUCCAGUUGUUUGGUGAGCGUGGGAAUACAGCGAAGAUCCAGCUGCGACAGGCAGGAGAUACAAGAAACAAGUUUGAGAAAGGAAGGACAUACAAGUUUACAGUGGAUACUGUUGAUAUUGGAAAGGUUGACAGAAUUAAGCUAAGCCAUGAUCACACUGGAUAUGGGUCAGGAUUCUUUGUGGAGGAGGUUGAAGUAGAGGUUCCUGCCCGACAGGAUAGAGUGAAGUUUCCUUGUCGCUGCUGGUUGGCUCAGGAUGUUGAUGAUGGGAAAAUUGAGAGGGAGAUGUUUGCAGUUACUCCUCUGCCUAACACGUCGUACACAAUGUCAGUCAAACUUGGUGACGUUCUUAGCCCUGACACCAACCUUUAUGUCCAAUUGUUUGGUGAGAAGGGAGAAACAAGCAAGAUAAUGCUGCGGCCUGUUGGUUCAUCGCUCAACAAAUUCGAAAAAGGCAGAAUGUAUAAGUUUACUGUGGAGACCGUAAAUAUUGGAAAGAUCGAGAAGCUGCGUAUUGGUCAUGACAGCAAAGGAGAAGGGAAGGGUAUAUUUGUGGAGGAGGUGGAAGUAGCGCCUGCAGAAGCUGACCGGGCCCUCUUCCCUUGUUACUGCUGGCUGUCAGAGGGGAAAGGAGACAGGAAUUUAGAAAGAGAUAUACUUCCGGGUCAGCCCAGACCUCCACGGCCGAAUACGUCGUAUCACUUAGCAGUAAAAACAGGGGAGAUGGCGAUGGCUGGUACGGACGCCAACGUGUAUUUCCAACUAAUUGGUGAUGAAGGGGAAACAGAGAAGAUUCAGCUGCGCCAAGGAGGAAAAGCAGAAAAACGAUUUGAGAAAGGACGAGUAGACAAGUUCAUAGUGGAGACUGUGGAUGUGGGAAAGGUUCAAAAGCUGCGUAUAGGACAUGACAACAAUGGCACUGCUCCUGGCUGGUUUCUGGAAGAGGUUGCCGUGGAUGUCCCAGCCCAUACUGAGCAUUUCAUCUUCCCAUGUCAUCGGUGGCUCGCUAAGAACGAAGAUGAUGGCAAAAUAGAGAGAGAUUUAGUUCCAGGAGUUUCUAUUCCAUCUGGCACAGCCUCGCCCAGCAAGACAACCAUCACUACAACCAUUGAAAGAACCACAACAAGUGAGAAUUACAAACUACCUCCCCCUGUGGCCAAGAAACCGCUCAUGGACGACCCACGGUACGGUUCACCUACAAAGAAGGUUAUCACGGAUGAACUCAGAUACACUACAGUACCACCCCCACAGAAAACAGUCAUGGAGGAGGUGCGUUAUUCCACCACCCCUACAAAAAGGACAGUGAUCGAAGAGGAGUACAGGUACACUACUCCUAGAAAGGAUACGGCCCCUCUACCUCCCCAGAGAAAAAUUAUCGAAGAAAGAAUGGUUACCAGAGAGAUGACAACACCGCCCGUGCAAGGAGCCCCACCCACCGGGCCGCGGGAACAAAAACAGCGCAUUACACAUGAGGAGCUGACUGUAGAAGAGAUGCGUAAACAGGGGGGAGCCCCUAUGCCUUACUCCGCCCCUCCCCCCAUGAAUGAAUAUCGUUACGAGGAAGAAAUGUUGCCUCCUCCGGAUGAGUAUCAUUUUGAAGAAAAGAGAACAGAGAUGGUGCCUGUCCCACCGGACUCAAUGGAUAGCAGGAAAAUCGUCGCCUACCAGCUUUGUCUUAAAAUGGGUGAGGUUCUUGGAGAUGGAACAGAAGGAAAUGUAUUUAUCCAACUGUUUGGCGACAAAGGCAUGACAGAACAGAUACAGCUGCGUCAAGCUGGGAACUCCAAAAUAAGCUUUGAGAAGGGAAGAACGUACAAAUUCACCGUCGAGACAAUCGACAUUGGAAAAAUUGAAAAAAUCAGCGUGAGCCACGACAGCCAAAUGCCCACUGCUGGUUGGUACUUGGAAGAGGUUACAGUUGAUGUGCCAUCACGUGGGGACCACACCGUGUUCCCUUCGCACUGUUGGUUAGCUCCAAGUCAAGGAGAUGGAAAAAUUGUCAGAGAUUUUGCAUCGAGGCCUUGCCUCUACCACUUGGCUAUCAAGACUGGCGACGAGAAGAGCGCAGGUACAGAUGCGAGUGUCUGGGUACAGGUGUAUGGUGAUAAAGGAGACACGGGACAUGUAGAGCUAAAGAAAUCAGGAACGAUGGAUAACCUGUUUGAACGAGGACAGACUGAUUAUUUCACUUUGGAAGCUGGUGAUGUUGGCAAGAUCGAGAAACUUCGUGUUGGCCAUGAUGGCCGUGGUCCCUUAUCAGACUGGUACGUGGAGGAGGUGAUUCUUAACAGUGCUGUCAGGGGGGAGCACUUGAUCUUCCCUUGCCAUGCCUGGGUGGCUGAGGAGCAGAGCGUGGGAUAUGCAGACAAAGAGCUUUAUCCUAAACAGCCAGUUUCUGACUACCAAGUGAGAAUAAAGACAGGGAAUUUGAAGAACGCUGGCACAGACUCAAAUAUCUACCUGCAGGUGUUUGGUGAUAAAGGAGACACCGGGGUCAUUGAACUGAAACAAAUUUGCGACACUAAAGAUAAGUUCCAACGUGGGAUGAACACCAAGAUCAACUUGCAAACUGUAGACGUGGGCAAUCUGGAGAAGAUCCGGAUCGGCCACGAUGGGCGCGGUCUGGGCACUGGAUGGUAUUUGGAGGAAGUGGUGAUUAUAAUUCACGACGAGUGUUGGAUCUUUCCUUGCAACCGCUGGCUGGCGGAUUAUGAAGACGAUGGUAAAACCGAGAGGGAUCUGUAUGCAGAGAGAAAGACCUAUGCACACGAACCUGAUCUACAGGAUCUGAUUGAAUACCUACAGACAGAUGAUGUCACGCUUAUCGUGAAUGCUGCUAAUUAUCUGCAGCAUCUCUCGUACAGCGAUGAACAGGUCAAGAUAAAAGUUCGAGAGCUCGGCGGAAUUCCAAUAUUGGUUCGUUUACUUGAUCACGACUCAGACGAGGUGCACCGCUCAGCUGCGGCGUGUUUGAGGAAUUUGUCGUACAGCAAGGCGAGGGACGAGAAUAAGUUGGCAAUUGCCGAAUGUUAUGGCAUUGAGGCUUUGAUACGUCUGUUGAAAAGAACAAGAAGAGACGAGGUUAAGGAAGUAGUUUUGGGUGUUUUGUGGAAUCUGUCGUCCUGCGAGGAUCUGAAACUUAAAAUCUUAGAAAUCUGUCUCAUUGUCAUGGUAACCAUCAUUAUCAUCCCCUACUCUGGCUGGAGCAGAGCUGCCGCCAACAAUUCGAUGCCACUUCCGUCCAUAAAAUGGUCCACAGUGUUCCGUAACGCCAGCGGUGUGCUGAGGAACGUGUCUUCGGCUGGACCUGAGGCGCGGCGCGUGAUGAGGGACUGUGAUGGACUCGUGGAUUCCUUUGUCUGGAUCAUCAGGGCACCACUUGGCAAAAAUGAUAUUGAUAAUAAGUCUGUUGAAAAUUCCGUCUGUAUUCUGCGCAACUUGUCCUACCGACUGGAAAAUGAGGUGGACAGAGAAAGAUACAAGGACGCCCCAAUACCCAUCCAACCUGGCAAGGAAUCAGGCAAACAUGACCCGGGUUGUAUGGCGGGAUGCGGGACGGGAUCAAAGAAGAAAAAGAAAGGAGCGCUCAAAGAACCUGAAGAGCCACAGAUAAGGAGAGAUCCCGUGGAGGGUGUGGAGUUACUAUGGCAACCAGAAAUAGUCAAGUCGUACCUGUUAAUUAUGGCGGAGGCGGCCAAUCCUGAGACACUAGAAGCGUCUGCUGGAGCUAUUCACAAUCUUACAGCAUGUGGCUGGAGGUGGGCUAUGAUUGUCCGCUCAGCAGUACGGAAGGAGAAGGGUCUUCCCAUUUUAGUUGAACUCCUACGAAUAAAUCAUGACCCUGUGGUGAGAGCUGUUUCAACAGCGAUGAGAAAUCUAGCAAUCGACCCGAGGAACAAGGAUGUUUUAGCUAAAUACGGAAUUAAAGAUCUGGUUCAUCGCCUUCCUGAUCAUCGCACCUCUUUAAAUGUCAAAGCUGAAGAGAAUACAAUUGGUGCUAUACUGUGCGCGAUUCAUCAAUUCGUGAAUAAGAGUCUAGUAAAUGGAAGACAUGUUCAUAAAGUUGGAGGGUUUCAGAAGAUUAUUGCGAUCGCCAAGUCGCGAGAUCAUUACUCUCCGAGGAUUGUAAAAACAGCAAAUCAGGUAUUAAUAACUCUUUGGAACUUACCAGCUCUUCGAAGCUCUCUCAAAAAAGAAGGCUGGGAAUUUACUAAAGAAAUUGGAGAUGAAUACGGUCAUGUUCCAACUACCCCGCGGCCUUACGACGAGGUAACAAUGCCACGGGGACCGCAGAGAGGAGCGCCGUCUGCUGUCGGAAGGAACGAACCACGGCCAAUACGAUCCGACGAAACGUCGAUCCCCGAACCUCAAUAUGACCCUGAACAAAGAAGUGCACCCCCAAGAUUUUCCGAAGAUGGUUACGAAGCCGAUGACGAUGCUCGGCGGCGAAGAGAACCGAACAACACACGAAACGAGUUGGAGAUGGAAGACAUGGGUGGCUAUAGGGAAAUUGAUCAUCGGUCGGGUGUCGAGAGAGGCGGGGGUGUUCAAGUUUUACCUCCGGUUGAGCCGCCGGCUUACCCUGACGGGGGUGGACAGCCUCAAGAAGAACCGGCAUACGCUCGUGUAGAUAAGAGUAAAAAGAAAACGUAUAAAUUACAAGGAGGGGAAGGUGCAACCUCUGACUCGUGGGUGUGAAAAUAAUUUCAUGAACGUUCCUCUGAACACUUUUUCGCAUGAAGCUUGGAGAUCGCUCACA